GACCACUGAUGGCUGGAGUUCACGAGCAACAGAGUCCUACAUUACGAUUACUUCCACCCAUAUUGACAAAGAUUGGAAUUUUUGUAAUUUUGUUUAGCAAACCAGGAUGAUGCCAGAAUCCCAUACAGGAGAAAAUGUUGCAGAGGUUCUGAGAAAUGCUGUGAAGGAAUGGAAUCUGCCCACUUCUUAUGGAUUUCCACCAGUGGUGUCUGAUAAUGCUGCUAAUAUGAUGAAAGCCGGUGAACUCCUUGGAAACAUUCAUGUUAAUUGUUUUGCUCAUACAUUAAAUUUAGCUCGUCAAAAAUGCCUUGCGGUUAAAGGACUGGAAAAUAUUCUUCCCAAAAUCAGAAAAAUUGUUGCCUUUUUUCAUAGAAGCAACAUUGCAGCAGCUUUGCUAAAGAAUACAGCUGAAUCUUUGUCACUACCUCAACACAAAUUAAUAAUGGAUGUCCGCACGAGAUUGAACAGUGCCUAUGAUAUGAUCUCACGAUUUCUUGAAAUGCAGGUAGCAAUAUUUGCUACCUUGAAAUCAAAGGAGUUAGGAAAAGAAAGAGAAUCUGAAUUGAAGUCUUUCCAUGAUGAUGACUUUUCUGUGGCAGAGGAGGUGAUCCAGCUGUUAAAGCCAUUUAAGGACAAAACAACACUCUUGUGUUCAGAAAAAUCCCCCACUUUGUCCAUUAUCUUGCCACUCCACAAUAAACUUCUGGACAAGCUUUGUGAACAAAAUGAUGAUACUCCCACUGUCCGCAGUAUGAAAAAUAUUAUAUUUAAAGACUUAAAGGAAAGAUAUGCUCGCAUUGAACACACUCUACGCAUUGUUUCUGCACUGGAUCAUCGAUUCAAGAUGCUUCCAUUUUUAUCAGAAAAUGAGAGAUCAGCGGUGUACUCUGAUAUUGUUUUAGAAGUUAGAGUACAGAAUAUUAUCAAAGUGAAAAGAGAGAAAGAAAACAAAGAUGCUGAAUUAGAUGAUGUUGAAGUCAUGAGUGAGCCACUUCUGCCCUCACUAUCUUCACUUUCAGAUUCUCCGGCUGUUAGUCCUGUCGAAAAGAGAGUCAAAGCAGAAGAUUUUUCCUCUACUAGUUGUGGUGAUUGUAUGGAAUCUGUACUCCACAGUUUUUUAGGUGAUGUGUACAUUACCGAUAUUGAGCCUCCAAAAUCACCAAAUGUGAUUGCUGAGCAGCAGGUAACGGGUCAGCAGACUCUGACUUUUAAAGUUCUUGGUCAGAUGUCAUCUCUGUGUGAAAUCCUUGUCAUCAGCAUAUUUUUCCCUAUAGCUUCAUCUAACCCAUACUUCAACCAGUGA
This is a messenger RNA of Saccostrea echinata, 1303 nucleotides long. RefSeq names its product E3 SUMO-protein ligase ZBED1-like. The record is from RefSeq and is a predicted model, not a curated record. NCBI's taxonomy places the organism in Eukaryota, Metazoa, Mollusca, Bivalvia, Ostreida, Ostreidae. The transcript has 3 exons. The coding region runs from base 107 to 1303 and encodes 398 amino acids.